UUUCCUAAGAUAAGCAGAAAGCGAAAACCAACACCACAAGCACCGUCCACUACUGACCUCAAAUAUCAAGAGAGAGUCUCCUUGUAAAGUAAAGGUGCACCGUCACCGUCAUUAAACGGCGCCUUCUAAAAGAGGUAAUAUCUAGUGCAGGCUUCAACCCUUACAUACCGACGAAACUUCCAUGUGAUGAGACGGUGAGUUGCGUUUCCAUUUUCUUCUUCCUUUUUUUCUUUUUUAAUUUUUUCUUUUCAAACAAACAGAAAAUUGAGUUCUCUGUCUUCUCAUGUCUGUUUCUUUUGACGGAAUAUAGGAGGAAAAAAAAAGAAGAAAAAAAAUAGAAAAUAUUAACUUUUUAUUUUUUCUAGAAAAAAAUUAGAAAAAAAAAGAAAAGAAAAUGUUGGUUGUUGACGAUGGUGAUGAUUCGGUGGAAAUGAUCCGCACCAUCGCCUCUGCUCCUACUUCCUCCUCUCGAAUCCUCGAUUCUUUCUCCAAAAGCAAUAAAACCCACCAAGCAUAUCAGCUGAAGCAUGGGAGAUUCUCUCUUCACAGCCUUGUCAAUGGAGAAUCAUCAUCCAUCCACCCUCUUGUCCAUGGAUUCCAGUGCCUCCUCUCACGAAGAAUUGGAUUUAGAGAUGAAUCGUCAAAUCGCACUUUCCCGUCCCCCUGAUAUCAAUUUGCCACUGUCAGCUGAGCGUAGUCCGCCACCACAACAGCCGUGGAAUUCAGACCCAUGUGAUAUAUUGGAUGUUGGUCUUGGUCAGCAGGUUUAUGAGACGGAGAGUUUCCUUAACAUCCCCAAGGUUGGGAGGAAAUGUGCCAAGCGAGUUGAUAGUAUUUGGGGUGCUUGGUUUUUCUUUAGUUUCUACUUUAAACCUGCUUUGAAUGAGAAAUCAAAAGCCAAGAUUAUCCACGAAAGCAAUGUAGUUUCUGGGUUCGACAAAUCUGACCUCAAGCUUGAUGUUUUUAUGGUUCAGCAUGACAUGGAGAACAUGUACAUGUGGGUUUUCAAGGAGAGGCCUGAGAAUGCAUUAGGUAAGAUGCAGCUGAGAAGCUACAUGAAUGGUCAUUCUCGCCAAGGGGAGCGUCCUUUCCCAUUUAGUGUGGAUAAGGGGUUUGUCCGAUCACAUAGAAUGCAACGGAAGCAUUAUCGGGGACUGUCAAAUCCUCAGUGUGUGCAUGGAAUCGAAGUUGUUCCCUCACCCAAUCUAAUGGGUCUUGAUGAGGACGAGAAGAAAAGAUGGAUGGAACUUACAGGCAGGGAUUUGAAUUUUACAAUCCCACCUGAAGCUAGUGAUUUCGGUUCUUGGAGAAAUCUUCCAAACACGGAUUUUGAACUUGAGAGGCCACCUCCCCCCAUAAAGAGCGUCUCUAAUUCCCACUCAAAGAAGCUGCUAAAUGUGUCUGGUCUUAACUUGUCAACUCAGCCAUCCAACCAUAGCAAUGGUGCUGGGAUGGACCUAUCACCUGUCAGCAGCAAAAGGAGGAAGGACUUUUUCCCACAUGGGAGUGAUGAUGAUUGUUACUUGGCUAUUAAUCCUCCCUCUGAUCAGAUGGCAGAUAGGGAACUUCACCAAAGUGAGCCACAAUGGUUGCAUGAUUUCAGUGGGGUAAUGAAGAAUGUUUAUGGGCCUGUGACAGCUGCUAAAACAAUAUAUGAGGAUGAAGAAAGUUACUUGAUUAUUAUCAGCUUGCCAUUUGUGGAUCUGCAAAGAGUGAAGGUUGCUUGGAGAAAUACCCUUACUCAUGGUAUAAUUAAAGUAUCCGGUGUGAGCACAUCUGGCAUGCCAUUCAUCAAGAGACAUGACAGGACUUUCAAGCUAACAGAUCCAACCUCCGAGCAUUGCCCGCCUGGGGAGUUUAUCAGAGAAAUCCAACUUUCAACUAGAAUUCCUGAAGAUGCUAACAUAGAAGCAUAUUAUGAUGGCCCGGGAUCUGUGCUUGAGAUUCUGGUGCCAAAACUUCGUGAAGGACCAGAAGAACAUGAGGUUCGUGUUUGCCUUCGUCCUCACCUUGGUGGCAAUGAUCUCAUGUUAACCUAAGAUUAGGGCAUUUAUGGAGGUGAAAACUGCAGUAGUUGGAGCUUUAUUGUUUUACUAACCAUGUACCAUACAGUGUAUAAUCUAUGAAACAAAAUGUGCGCCUUAGCUUUAUCUCUUGCCAUUUUUUUUCACUAAUUGCCACGGUUUUUAGCUGUUCGUUGGUUGGCAUUUGACUGUAACUUUUGUUGAUUCUUGAAAUUUAUAUAUUUGAUUUGACAUUAAUAUAAAGCAAUUAAACCUUGAAUA
Jatropha curcas is the source of this 2285-nucleotide messenger RNA. RefSeq lists its product as uncharacterized. The record is from RefSeq and is a predicted model, not a curated record. Lineage: Eukaryota; Viridiplantae; Streptophyta; Magnoliopsida; Malpighiales; Euphorbiaceae.